This is a messenger RNA of Calidris pugnax (ruff), 859 nucleotides long. RefSeq names its product transmembrane protein 141 (gene TMEM141). Lineage: Eukaryota; Metazoa; Chordata; Aves; Charadriiformes; Scolopacidae. The transcript has 5 exons. The record is from RefSeq and is a predicted model, not a curated record. The coding region runs from base 234 to 650 and encodes 138 amino acids.
UCAGGCUGUGCCAGGGGCCGCUCGGCCCCAGCCCGGCCCCGGCCCCGCUCCCCGCCCCGCACUCACUAGACGGUGCCGCCGGGGCCGGGGCCGGGGCGGCAGUAACAGAGGUACCGGCCCGGCCCGGCCUGCAGCAGGUGGAAGGGCCCGGCCGGUUCCGCCAUAACGGCAGCGCCGGAAGGGGCGGGCGAGGCCUGCGGGCCCUCCCCGGCGCCGGGACCGGCAGCCCCGCCAUGGUCAACCUGGGGCUGCGGCGGGUGGAGGACAGCGUGGCCGCCAAGCACCCGGCGCUGCAGCAGUACGCGGCCUGCCAGUCCCACGCCUUCAUGAAGGGCAUCGGCGCCUUCCUGGCAGGCAGCGGAGCCGCCUUCGCCGUGCAGAAGCUGGUGAACAAGAAGCUGCCGUACAGCCUGCAGUGGAGCCUGCUGCUGGCUGCGGGCACAGGUUCCCUUGCCAGCUAUGUGGUAACCAGAGCUGAGACGCAGAAAUGCUCCGACUUCUGGAUUUAUCUGGAGACAGGCAAGUCCCCACAGGAGCUUGCCAUGGCUGGCAGGGUGUCUCAGCCCACAGAAAAUCUGCCCAGUCCAGAGGACAGAGAGAGCAUGGCACCACCGGUGAGGAGGAACAAGUACGGGGACAUUGUGGAAUAGCUGGCAGAGCACAGCGCACCGUGCUCGUGUCCUGCCUGCCCAGCUUGCCUGUGUUGCUUGCGAGUCUGGUGGGCUCUGUAGCACUGCCUGGGAGCUCAGAUGAGUUGAUCCUGCAGUGAAAGCUUAGUGGAGGCACCGUAGGGAUUGCUGUCUCCCAGGUUGCCUCUGAACAUUGCACGUGGGGGGCACAAUAAAAGUUGUGAGCUGAA